CUUGGACUGAAGAGACCAUCAACCAAAUCUCUGGUUUACGCACAGUCGCCUUCCAGCACACUUCACCUCCCUAACCAUGUCUUCUGCCCGUGCCUUUUCUCUCGCUGCCCUCGCGGCUGUCGUUUCUGCGCAGUCCCUGAACGUCGUCAACAAGUGCUCCGACAGCGUCACGCUCUUCACCCAGACCUCGUUCGGCACGAUUGACAACAAUGUCAACGUCGCUGCUGGCGCCACCACCGACAUGAACAUCUCCAACAACUGGGACGGUGCCAUCAACGUCGGCACUAGCUCGACCGGUGGCCCGACCUGGGACGGCACCACGCCGUUCUCGCGUGCUGAGUUCAACUUCUACGCCGUCCCCGGCUCCGUCACCUACGACAUCUCCUUGAUCUACGGCUACAACGUCGGCAUGGAGAUCUCCUCCUCCGACUCCGGCUGCUCUGCCUUCGCCUGCACCCUCCCCUCGGGCUGCCCCGUCCCCGGCCCUGACGGCUCGUGCUACUCCCCCUGCUGCUCGUCCGUCUCCGCCUGCUCGGGAGGCGCGCUCCCCGCCGGUGGCGGAGGCUGCACGAGCAACGCCGGCCCCGGCCCCAACUCGCCGUUCUACUACAACAGCUGCUACAACGCGUACGCGUUCCCCGACAACGACGGUGCUGCCGGCUACACCCCCGCCGACAACGUCGACUUCACCUGCGGCAACACCGACAUCACCCUCACGCUCUGCCCUGGCACCACCUCCAACAUCCCCAAGUAAACGCUUAGUCCAUGUGGCUCGCGCUUUGCGCGUUGUAGGGCAGGGACGGGAGCGGGGCAGCACGCCUCCGCGAUCAAUCGCUGGCCUAUAGAAUUACUUAUUGGUGGGGGUUUUUAUGUAUUCCUUACGGUACCCAGACG
Molecule: messenger RNA, 894 nt
Organism: Coniophora puteana RWD-64-598 SS2
Lineage: Eukaryota; Fungi; Basidiomycota; Agaricomycetes; Boletales; Coniophoraceae
Product: Osmotin thaumatin-like protein
Exons: 3
Coding region: 77-754 (225 amino acids)
Source: RefSeq, a predicted model, not a curated record